ACUACUACAGAAGCUCCAGAGAUAACUACUACAGAAGCUCAAGAGAUGACUACUACAGAAGCUCCAGAGAUAACUACUACAGAAGCAGCAGAGGAAACGACUACCAAAGGAGCAGCAGAAGAAACGACGACAGAAGCAGUGAUAACUACUACAGCGGCACCAAAGAUAAUUACUACAGAAGCACCAAAGAUAACUACCACCGUAGCAGCUGAGGCAACGACUACAGAAGCAUCAGAGAUGACUACUACAGAUGUUGCUGCAGAGGUAACUACUACUGCAGCAGUAGAGACAACCACUACAGAAGUAGCAGAGGUAACAACUACAGAAGCAGCAGAAAUAACUACUACAAAAGAACCAGAGACUACUACUACAGAAGGUAUGUCUGAUGUUACCAUUUCUCAAAACCGUUUCAUGUUUUCGUUUUAAUUUCACUGACAC
Orbicella faveolata is the source of this 438-nucleotide messenger RNA. RefSeq lists its product as uncharacterized. The record is from RefSeq and is a predicted model, not a curated record. NCBI's taxonomy places the organism in Eukaryota, Metazoa, Cnidaria, Anthozoa, Scleractinia, Merulinidae.